Beauveria bassiana ARSEF 2860 is the source of this 924-nucleotide messenger RNA. Its product is annotated as 2OG-Fe(II) oxygenase superfamily protein. The transcript has 3 exons. Gene Ontology annotation, biological process: DNA repair. The coding region runs from base 1 to 924 and encodes 307 amino acids. NCBI's taxonomy places the organism in Eukaryota, Fungi, Ascomycota, Sordariomycetes, Hypocreales, Cordycipitaceae. The record is from RefSeq and is a predicted model, not a curated record.
AUGUCCAGAAAACGCACUUUGGAUGCAUUUUUCGCGACACCUGUAAAGAAACCACGUGUGUCAGAUGCGGAGCCGGCGUCAGCUUCAAAGCACAGCGCGUAUCCGUUUGACAUUGCCAACCUUCCAACUGUUCUCGCCGAGGAGCUGUCGCCACCAUGCUUGCCUGCAAAACCAGGGCGAAUUAUAAACGACAAGCAAGAGCUCGACCUUCUCUACUUUGACCCGUUUGUGCCCAAACCGCAGGCUCGUCAGCUCUUUGAGUUUCUCAGGGCCGAACUGCCAUUUUAUAGGGUCCAGUAUACAAUUAAGCGCGGCGGCAUUGUAAAGGACAUAAGGACGCCUAGAUGGACAACUGUCUUUGGCCUGGACGACACGUCGCGAUUCAAAGACGGGCGCGUCGUCGACGCCAAAUCUGAAGUGCUGGUUGCAGAUGGUCGUUACGAUCGCUACCCGCCACGACCACUUCCGCAAUGUCUUGAAACAUUGCGCAAAUCCACAGAGGCUGCCACAGGAUGCACCUUUAACUUUUGUCUUGUCAAUUAUUAUGCUUCUGGCGCCGACAGCAUCUCCUAUCACAGCGACGACGAGAGGUUCCUAGGCCCAGAUCCUGCAAUUGCUUCUUUCUCGCUAGGUGCCCAGCGUGACUUUUACAUGAAGCAUAAAACGGCUCCCGAAAGCCUCAAGCUCGCCUUGGGUAGCGGAGCCAUGGUAUUGAUGCGUGGAACAACACAGUCUCGGUGGCUGCAUUCUAUCCCGAAGAGGACGGGCAAGAACAGUGAGGACGGAGGUAGGAUCAACAUCACCUUUCGUCGAGCUAUGACAAAAGAUGGAACCGAAAACUACUACAACUAUAACGUCGGACGUGGACCAGUGUACCGAUGGGACAAGAUACGGAGAGAGAUGAUGCAGCGCAAUGAGAAAUGA